UUUAUUAAAUCAUUUGUUUAUAAAAUUUUGUGACAUAACCAAUUUUAUUGUGGGAAAAUUCCUUUGUGGGAAAAGAAUACACAUCGAAUUAUGAGAAAGGCCUUUUUCAAAUUGCACUAGUCAUGACUACUCUACAUCAAGAAAUCGUCCCAAAUUCUGAACAUGAGGCGCACGAAGCCGACAGGAGCAGCCAGGAGAGCUCUUGCGAGGCGACCAAAGAACUAUUCCGUCGCGACCUCAGUCCAAAGAAAGAUGAGCCGAUUCCCCCACUAGAACCACCUGAAUUCCCAAUCCCAGCUCCCACUACAAAAACCACCAGCAAACCCAUCAUCAAAGCUUCCCUAGGAACAAAAGAACUGACCCAAAAAAAGAAAUCCAACUCCGGAAUUCCUCUCCGACUCAAAUCGGGCGCUAACCCCGCCAAGAGUCCCAAAUCCUCGAGUUACCGCCACUCCACCACCUCCGGGCUUCCCGUCAUCAACAGGAACACACUCGAAGUCCAGUUCAUGAACAACAAGAAGCGCCUGAUGCAACUGCACUCCGAACUGAUAGACCGCCAGAGGCCGCUACAAGAGAUGCACAAAUCACUAAUGAGGACCAAGAAGCAACUGGAAGAGCUCGGCAAGAAGGUGGUGCUGGAGGACCUCAAGAUCAUCUCUCUCAAGGUAGACGACUCAAAAAUGAGCGGCGCAGGCGAAAAUCCGGCGAACGAAGCUGUGACGAACCUGAGGAGCUCCAUCGAAAGCGCGCUGGACACGUGCAUGAAAGCCUGUAACAAGUGCUUCACCGAACGCGACCAAGUUUUCAAAAUGUUCGAAAGCUCGUCGAAAUCCGCUGUUGAGAUAUCGGAACUCGAUGCAGGGGUCGAAGAGCUGAAGAAGAAGGAGGAGAAUUUGGAGAAGACGAUGCAGGUGGCGCUGAACGAGAGCGAAAAGAAGAUUCAAGAAGCACUUGAUAAUUGGCAGAAAACGAUUAAGAUGAAAAUUUUUAGUAACGAAGCGGCCAACAAGAUUUCCACUUUGGAGGAUACAGUGAAGCAUCAGCAGAAGUUGCUGCACGAAGCGGAAGAUAAUCUUCAUUCGGUUACGAGGAAGUAUGAAGAUAAGAAGGCGACGUACGAGAAGACUAUCACCGAAAUGCAAGAAAAAUACACGAAACUGGAAGACGAAAUGAAGAGGGAGAGGAAGGCGGCGAAUGACAAUCUGAUGAAGAGUAGAAACAUGCGGGGAAAGAUGACAGAUAUAGAAACGAAAGCCAAAGAGGCUGAAGAAAAAAGCAGCGAAGCGAUGCACAAACUUAAACAAGUCCAAGAGCAAAUGCGAAGAAAAGAGAUCCAAUGGAUGAAGGAAAAAGAUGAGUUCAAAAAGAACGAAGCCCUCCUGCAGCAAAAAUUCACAGAGAAACAAAAUCAGUUUGACACAAGGUUGAAAGACAUGGAGACCAUGCAGAAGUCCGCAGAAACUCAACAACAGACCUGCUGCCGGAACUUCGAAACGCAGCUGGAAAUCAAAGCCCAGGAAUACGCUCUACUGGAAAAAGAAAAGGACGCGAUAUCCGCCAGGAGCAAACAAUUGGAAGAACAAGUCGAAGAACUGAAACGACAACUGGACGACAGGGAGAAAGAACUGGACGAGAUGAGCAUCAAAAUGGAUAAUAUUCCUGCGAUCGAGUACAAGCCAAGCGAGACUCAUUUUAUGGAACUGAUGGAUUACAAGCAGAAAGUCACAGACACGCAAAAGCACAUUGAGCAUCUCAACGAUCAAGUAACUAAGAUGCAAAGCUCGCUGAAAGCUCACGCGAAAUUAGCAGCCGCCCUGAAACUGGAGAAGGAUAAUGCUAUCAAAUAUUCAGCGAAGCUGAGGGAGGUCUUGCACGAGGCCAAAGAGGAACUGGAGUAUAAAAACAAAACCAUCUACAAGAUCCACGAGAAGCUCGUCCUGAAAGACAAGGCGUUCGACAAGCUGAAAGCCCAGAUGAAGGAAUUGGAAGCGUGUUCCGAAUUUUCCGGCGAGAAAUGGGGCAAGAACAGGUGUCAAAUUUGCAUGGCAACGAUGGGCGAAGAAAAGACGGAGCAUCCGUCAUGCGUCGAAACAGAAGUGGGUAAAUCUUAUAUAAAUUCGCCGCAAUACGUGUCUGAGUCGUUGAUUGGCAUGUCGGUGAAAAAGGUGGAUCAUCUCCGCGCUCGUCUCGACAACCUCAAGAAAAUUAAACUUCCGAGCGCUCCGGGAAAAAAAGCUCUCAACGUAAAUUAUUCGUGGUCGCAUCACACGCGCGAUUCCAACCAGCUUAAUAACAACCUGCGAAAACAAAUCGAGCUGAGGGGGAAGUUGUAUCAGAUUUUACAAAAGCAUGCCGAUCAAUCUUGCGAGGAUUUCAUUAAUUUAUUGAAGCUGACAGUGUCGAAUGGCGGAAAGGGAAUGCCCGACGAAUUAAAACCUUCAAACACGAAAGACGUUGACGAAACGGGUCAAAAUUCCAGGCAGAGAAAAGAUGCCUCGAAAAUAGAAACAUCCGAGUCGUUUAAUAUCAUCUCUGAUCUGCUUGGUGCGGGUACGUUUAACGAAAUUUGCGAAAAGCUAAAUGAGUCGGCUAAUUCGGACACUGACUAUUAAUUAUUGACGAUGAAAGGUUUGAAGGAUUUAAUUCUGUCUCUAACGUCAUUACGUUCUGUACAGCGUGUUUUUGUAUUUCAGAUUUGAAUUAAAUUCAUCAGGCCUUUCUCAUGACGGUGCUAAGAUUUGGUUCCCUCAAUGUAUCAUAACUGUAACAAUAAAAAAAGCACGUUUGUUA
Messenger RNA from Zophobas morio, 2790 nucleotides. Its product is annotated as golgin subfamily A member 6-like protein 24. NCBI's taxonomy places the organism in Eukaryota, Metazoa, Arthropoda, Insecta, Coleoptera, Tenebrionidae. The record is from RefSeq and is a predicted model, not a curated record. The coding region runs from base 123 to 2612 and encodes 829 amino acids. The transcript has 7 exons.